Molecule: messenger RNA, 471 nt
Organism: Plasmodium malariae
Lineage: Eukaryota; Apicomplexa; Aconoidasida; Haemosporida; Plasmodiidae
Product: 40S ribosomal protein S18, putative
Exons: 2
Coding region: 1-471 (156 amino acids)
Biological process (GO): translation
Cellular component (GO): ribosome; cytosol; small ribosomal subunit
Molecular function (GO): RNA binding; structural constituent of ribosome
Source: RefSeq, a predicted model, not a curated record
AUGUCUUUACAAAUAAUCGAUAACAACGAUUUUCAGCAUAUUUUAAGAAUUUUGAAUACGAAUGUUGAUGGUAAAGAAAAAGUAACCAUUGCCUUAACUGCUAUUAAAGGUAUUGGAAAGAGAAUGGCUAGCGUAAUAUGCAGGCAGGCAAAUGUUAACCCAACAAAAAGAGCAGGGGAAUUAACAGCAGAAGAAAUUAACAACAUUGUUCACAUUAUGAAUGCCCCCUCUCAAUUCAAAAUUCCAGACUGGUUUUUGAAUAGAAGGAAAGAUGUAAAAGACGGAAAGAAUUUACAUGUUAUAGCAAAUCAGCUAGAUUCCUAUUUACGUGAAGAUUUAGAAAGAAUGAAAAAAAUUAGAUUACACAGAGGUUUACGUCACCACUGGGGAUUAAGAGUGCGCGGUCAGCACACCAAAACAACGGGAAGAAGGGGAAGAACUGUUGGUGUAUCCAAAAAGAAAGGAGCGUAA